AUGGAAUCAUUUUACUAUAAAUCCAGUGCUAUAGCUAAAUGCUCUUAUUGUGGCCACGAACUUAGUUACAGUGGUGGUUCUACGAGUAAUCUUUUACGACACCUUAAAACCAAACAUAUAACUGUGCCACUAACAAAACCAUUGAGGAAUCAGAACAACCUUUCAUCUGACAAUGAAGAAUAUAUUGAUGAUCCAUCCAGCAUUCCAUCCGCAGCCACUACCAGCACAUCUGCAAAUACAGCUUCUUCUACAGUUCUACCUGAAACGGUAAGUCUUUCAACGUCAAAUCAAAGUAGGCAAAGUACCAUUACACAGUUCGUUAGUAAACCUAUUUUGCUCUCAAAAUCAAAGGCUAUUGACUUACAAAUCUCAAAAUGUAUCAUAAAACGUUUCCAUGCCUUUUCAUUGGUCGAAGAAACAGAAUUUUAG
Macrosiphum euphorbiae (potato aphid) is the source of this 429-nucleotide messenger RNA. NCBI's taxonomy places the organism in Eukaryota, Metazoa, Arthropoda, Insecta, Hemiptera, Aphididae. The record is from the annotation of a GenBank genome assembly.